AUGUAUUGUUAUUUCAGGCCAGCACCAAAGUUUGAUAAUCCGAACUUCGUGAGAGACAGAUUUAAAGUCAUGAAAAAGCCACAGCUGCCUGAGGAUUUUUUCAACCGGACUCGUAAGCCGUUCAACCCCGUUUGGAUGGAUUACUGUGACCCUUACCAUUGCAACGACAAUCACAAGACAGCAUGUGGGCUGAACAGGAACAACAUGAAGUUCAAGUGGUUCCAGAGCGCAUGCCACAUUAUUUUAAACAACAUGUGCGCGAAUUAUCGAGGACAUCUGAAAUACGAUUAUGUCGACACAAAAUUCUGCAUCAAAUACGUGAUGUUCCUAAGAACCGACUGCGAGCCAUGCUUCGAUGACGUGGAGAGCCCAGUCUGUGGUGUGAGUACCAGGGACUACCACGCAGUGAUAUUCAAGAACAAGUGCGCACUGAAGACAGCUAACUGCGAACCAGGCACGUUGCAUGAAUACAAGGAACUUGAACUGAAUUAUUGCACUAUUCUCCAGCUCUUCCAACUGGCACCUGACCAAUUCUUCCCUCCGCAGAAGAAGCGUCUGCGAUCAGUUAUUUCGUUCGUUCGGUCUCGGUCCAAGAAAUAA
Ostrinia furnacalis (Asian corn borer) is the source of this 600-nucleotide messenger RNA. RefSeq lists its product as uncharacterized. The record is from RefSeq and is a predicted model, not a curated record. The transcript has 5 exons. The coding region runs from base 1 to 600 and encodes 199 amino acids. NCBI's taxonomy places the organism in Eukaryota, Metazoa, Arthropoda, Insecta, Lepidoptera, Crambidae.